AGAAUCUCACACUCCUCCGACACCUUCACACCCACCAAAACACCCUAUCUGUCAGCUUGGUCAUGUCUAAGCUCGAAGUCAACCGACGUGUUCCGUACGUGCGUCUGGGUAACUCUGGUCUGAAAGUCUCCAAGCUCAUCUUGGGAUGCAUGAGCUACGGGAAUCCCUCUUGGGAAGCAUGGGUUCUGAACGAGAAGGACUCGAUUGAACAAAUCAAGUUCGCCUACCAGAACGGUAUCCAGACAUUUGAUACCGCCAACGUGUACUCAAACGGCGAAAGCGAGCGCAUCCUUGGUAAGGCCAUCAAGCAGCUCGGCUUGCCUCGUGAAGAGAUUGUGGUCAUGACCAAAGUCUACUUUGUCUCCGCCCGCACACCUACGGAACCGCUCAUGCUUUCCAUCCCCGAAGCUGAGAAGAACGGCUAUGUCAAUCAACGUGGUCUUAGCAGGAAGCAUAUCUUCGACAGCGUCAAAGCCAGCUUGAAGAGGCUCGAUCUCGAAUACAUCGACGUACUCCAGUGCCACCGGUUCGACGUUGAUACCCCAAUCGAGGAGACUAUGCAAGCUUUGCACGAUGUCGUCCAAGCUGGAUAUGUCCGCUACGUUGGGAUGAGCUCGUGUCAUGCGUGGCAAUUCCACGCUAUGCAAAACUACGCGAUCAACAAUAAAUUGACACCCUUCAUCUCCAUGCAGAAUCACUAUAACAUGCUCUACCGCGAGGAAGAGCGCGAGAUGAUGCCCACUCUCAAGCACUUCGGAGUGGGGUCGAUCCCCUGGAGCCCUCUUGCCAGAGGAGCUGUCUGUCGCCCCGUUUCUCAAAUCAAGACCACGGAAAGGGCUAGUACGGACAUGAUGCCGGCCGGUGUGUAUAUUGGGGCGAGUGCGGCCGGUCCAGUCAUCGUUGGCCGCAUUGAAGAGCUCGCGAAGAAGCAUGGUGCGAGCAUGGCACAAAUCGGUUUAGCUUGGGUAAUGGCAAAGCCUGGGGUAACGGCGCCUAUCAUCGGUACCACGUCGAUGGAGAAGCUCAAGGAUAACCUGGGUGCACUCGAUGUCAAGUUGAGCGAGGAGGACAUAAAAUAUUUGGACGAACCUUACGUACCUCUUCCAGUCAUUGGGCACUGAUAGGCGGAAUGCCCUGCUGGCCGUGACGAGACUCUGCUUCUUAUACUAUCGACAUUGACCGGCCUUGUACAUCUGUAUCUUCGUUACGUCGGUUCACAUAUGGAGGAUAUCUUUUCAAGCGAGCAUGCUCAGUCAAAACGUCACGCAGCACAUGGCCAUGACAA
Molecule: messenger RNA, 1285 nt
Organism: Stereum hirsutum FP-91666 SS1
Lineage: Eukaryota; Fungi; Basidiomycota; Agaricomycetes; Russulales; Stereaceae
Product: aryl-alcohol dehydrogenase
Exons: 12
Coding region: 63-1121 (352 amino acids)
Source: RefSeq, a predicted model, not a curated record